AUGACUGACAUUGCUCAGAGAAACAGGAACGAAAUCACCCGCUCAGAGAGUCGCACCUCCAGCGAAGAACCUGUUGUCAAGCGUCGAAGAGUUCAUCGUACUCCCACAGCAUCGAACACUCCACAGCCGCCAGUCGCAUCGAUCCGCCACGAAAGAGACGGCUUUGACUUUAGGAGACCAGUCAUGUCGAAUCCAAGUCCAGCUUUGAUUGACCUCACUGGGGAUGAUGACGACGAAGAUAGGCUUUCCGAGGUACUGGGCUUCAACCAAGAGCAGGAUGUGUUUCCCGAUGAUAUUCCGGAAUCCUACGUUCGCGAUCAUCGAACCCCUGGCGACAUAGACGAGGCUACCCUCCCACCACCGCCGCCUAGAUCACGACCGUACAUUAUCGAUGUUUCAGACGAUGAUGAGUAUCAACCGGAGGGCGCAGGGUCGCGGCCGAAUGCAGAAGUAAGGCGUGCGUCGACUAGCUCCGAUAUUGUCUUUGUUGGCGAGCGGAUUGCCACACCUCCCAUCAACCCCACACCGAACAACCGUCGUCCGUCACUACGAGAUCGUCCUCCGACUCCCGGGCCUCACCGCCAGCGCCGGCCUCGCAACAUGGCUGCCCCGCCUCCGCUGCCCGGUCUUGGCGGCCUGCCCGAUCUCAUUCGCAGAAGUACACAUGCGCUUCUGGGGGGGUUUGCACCGCCAUUUCUGCAGCCAAAUCCCAACGCAGUUGCCAAUAACGCCAACUUCGACAACGACGACUUUGAGAUUGUUCAAUUUGAUUACGGUCAAGCAGCAUUCCCAAUGGGCGACCGAUCGUCCGAAACGCCCCAGGCGACCCCAGGUGAGGCUUAUAAGGCUCCACCACCGGUACCAGAAGGUUUCGCCGGCGAUGUAGAGGAGGACGGCAUCUACAUCUGCCCGCGUUGCGACGAAGAAUUGGCUACGGGGGACACCGAAGAGAAGCAGCAGGUGUGGGUGGUCAAGCAGUGUGGCCAUGUCUACUGUGGUGGCUGUGCUCGUCAGCGAGUACUCCGGAAUGGCACCAAGAAGGACAAGAAACAGUCAGCGAAAGAUGGCACUCUUGCUUUCAAAAUUUGUGCUGUCGAGGAUUGCCACGAGAAGGUGGACACGAAGGGUGCAAUGAUUCAGGUAUACCUGUAA
Molecule: messenger RNA, 1152 nt
Organism: Cyphellophora europaea CBS 101466
Lineage: Eukaryota; Fungi; Ascomycota; Eurotiomycetes; Chaetothyriales; Cyphellophoraceae
Exons: 2
Coding region: 1-1152 (383 amino acids)
Cellular component (GO): SUMO-targeted ubiquitin ligase complex
Molecular function (GO): ubiquitin-protein transferase activity
Source: RefSeq, a predicted model, not a curated record